Molecule: messenger RNA, 1974 nt
Organism: Eptesicus fuscus (big brown bat)
Lineage: Eukaryota; Metazoa; Chordata; Mammalia; Chiroptera; Vespertilionidae
Product: hyaluronidase PH-20
Exons: 4
Coding region: 269-1768 (499 amino acids)
Biological process (GO): carbohydrate metabolic process; hyaluronan catabolic process; fusion of sperm to egg plasma membrane involved in single fertilization
Cellular component (GO): acrosomal vesicle
Molecular function (GO): hyalurononglucosaminidase activity
Source: RefSeq, a predicted model, not a curated record
UAAUUAGAGUUGAAGCAACCUUUGCAGCUUGGAAUGUCUCCUGUGAUGUCAUUGGGUGUUCAGUUAUAGAUGAAGCAACUUGCAAUAUCUCCCUAAAACAUGAAGCAGGAAGAAUAAUAUUUAAAAGUAAUAUCGUUAUACACCUUUACCCAUCAAAGAAGCAUCAUUCCAUGAGUCUGUCUCCUGUGCUUAUAAAUCUUGCAUCAAACACUGGGUAAACCAAAGUGUGUAGGAAGAAAUGUGACUUUUGUAGUCAUUGCUCUUUGCCAUGGGAGUGCUCAGCUUCAAGCAGAUCUUCUUUAGGAGCUUUGUUGGGUCCAAUGGAGCAUCCCAGAUUGUGUUCAUCUUCCUUCUGAUUCCAUGUUGCUUCACUAAGGACUACAGAGCAACCCCUGUUCUCCCAAAAAUUCCUUUCCUCUGGGCUUGGAAUGCCCCAACUGAGCCUUGUCCUAAGAAGUUUAACGUGUCGAUAGAUUUGAGCCUCUUCACUUUUAUAGGAUACCCUCAAAAAGAUGCCAUAGGACAACCUGUUAUAUUAUUUUAUGUUGAUAGACUUGGCUUAUAUCCUCAUAUAGAUCAGAAGGGCCAUAAAGAGCAUGGAGGAAUCCCCCAGUUGGGUGACUUAAAAGCGCAUCUCACUAAAUCUGCAAAAGACAUUGCGUUUUACAUGCCAAAAGACAGUCUGGGCUUGGCUAUCAUUGAUUGGGAAGAAUGGAGGCCUCUCUGGGCAAGAAACUGGAAACCUAAAGAUGUUUACAGGGAUGAGUCUAUUCGGCUGGUUCAGCAACAAAAUUCAACCCUUACUGUUGCACAGGCCACCAAUGUAGCCAAAAUAAAUUUUGAAAAAGCAGGAAGGGAGUUCAUGAUAGGCACUUUGAAAUUGGGAAUACACCUUCGACCAAAACACUUAUGGGGUUAUUAUCUUUUUCCUGAUUGUUACAAUCAUCAUUAUACUAAACCCAAUUACAAUGGGACUUGCUUUGACUUAGAAAAGAAAAGAAAUAAUGAGCUCAACUGGAUGUGGAAUGAAAGCACUGCUCUUUACCCAUCCGUUUAUUUGAAUACCAUCCUAUCAUCUUCUCCACUAGCUGCACCCUUUGUCCGUAACCGUGUUAAGGAAGCCAUUCGGGUUUCUGUAGUACCCAAUGAAAAACGUCCACUUCCGAUUUAUAUAUAUGCUCGCCCAGUUUUUACUGAUGAUUCUUCAAAAUUCCUUAAUCAGGAGGACCUUAUACAUACACUUGGUGAAACUAUUUCUCUAGGUGCCUCUGGACUUAUAAUAUGGGGGAGCCUCAAUUUAAGCCAAAGUGUGGCCGCCUGCAAAAAACUGCACGAUUACAUGGAUACCACUCUGAAUCCUUACAUAAUCAAUAUCACCCUAGCAGCCAAAAUGUGUAGCCAGGUGUUUUGCCAGGAGAAAGGAUACUGCACAAGGAAAAACGUGGAUUCCAGUGACUAUCUCCAUCUGAACCCAAUGCAUCUCACUAUUGAAACUGAUCCAAAAGGAAAAUUCAAAAUAAAAGGAAAAGCCUCGGUGGAAGACCUGAAACAGUUUGCUGAAAAUUUUCAUUGCAGCUGCUAUCCCAACACCAGCUGUGAGACGGAAGUUAAUUUAACACAAAAAAUUACUAUCGAUGUAUGUAUGAUGGGAGAUAUUUGUAUAAAAUCCGUUCUAAACUCGAAAAAUGAAAUAUUCCAUUCAAGUGCAAGUUUAGUGCUCUUCUUAUUAUUUUUAAUUUUUUUGGAAAACGAAUACUCUGGCAUGUAAACAAGACUUUGAAGGUAUCAGAGAAGAAUUUUGAGAGUGCCGUGGAAGAGAUCAUAGGUUUAUGGCUUUGAAGAUGAGUAACAGUGAGGUGUGUGGGAACAUGAGACAGAAGGAACUUCAGAAGGAACAUUGAGUGUGGAGUUGAGAGUGGGAUACGUAGAAGAUGGCCAAAUGAUGACUUUACAAUAAAGGCACUCUCAAACCUC